GCCAAAAAUCCUCAUCGCGGAAAGAAAGGCCGACUUGAAAGGAGCGAGGCGGCGCGGCGCUUCUCGUACCUCCGGCAGCGCGUGAGUCAGCUGAGGCCAAAACAGUCGGAGGACCUUCGUCUGCUCCUCCCGCGUGCGGCCUGCUCUCUCGCGGCACCCUCGACUGACAGUUCCCCUCUGUCUCUCGUGUUGAGCGGAGCUCCGACAAGAGCUCUCGCAAGUAUGUGGUGGCGUGUAAAAUUUAUUGUGGUGGUGUGGGGAUGCCUGGCACAACUUAGCGCCGCUCAGCAGGUGAGCGGUGGGGUGCCACUGCCUCGGCCAGACCCUUCGUCACAGCCGAAUGCUGGAGUGCCACUCUCUAAUUUACCGAGCCAGCAGCCUGGAGUGCCACUAACAAACUCUCCGAUUGAGUCAGGCGUGUCACUGCCCAUCCUCACGAAUAAUGCCGCUGGGCAGCCUCAGGACUUUGCCAACCCAGUGAUCGUACCUUUGGACACAGGAGUGCCUCUGCCUCGGCCAGGAAGCUCACCUGGAGGACAGCAGCCUGUGGGAGUGCCUCUCCCACCGUACGAGACUGUGGGUGCCGUGCAGGACACCUCCAGCUUCGGGGGCGUCGGAGGCAUCCGUCCUGUGCGAGACCCCGAGCUGGACCCCGACGUGCAGCGCGUUGUGGGCCUGGCCGCCGUCAGGGACCACCUCCAGCUCAAGGCCCGCGCUGACACUGCUGUUAAGAUCAGCGAAAUUGUCACAGCACACAAACAGGUUGUGUCGGGUCAGCUGGUUUACCUCACCCUAAGAGUAGGAGAGACAGUCUGCCCCAUUGGAACUCCCAGCCCUCAAUGCCUGCGCUUUCGACCCCACUGAAGAUGCCCACAUCUGUGAGAUCGUGGUUUGGGAACGGCCAUGGCUCAACAGUACAAAGGUCAUCGAUGAGAAGUCCAGGUGUGCUGAAACAGAGGAUGAUAAUGAUUUCAAUGUCUGGGGAAUUGUCAGCACCCUGCAUCCUACUGGUACUGAGCUCCCCAUCCAGACACUCCCCCAGGGCAUCAGUGAACAGCAGCUGGGUCUUGAGGCAUUU
Messenger RNA from Penaeus chinensis, 1078 nucleotides. RefSeq lists its product as uncharacterized. Gene Ontology annotation, molecular function: cysteine-type endopeptidase inhibitor activity. Lineage: Eukaryota; Metazoa; Arthropoda; Malacostraca; Decapoda; Penaeidae. The transcript has 3 exons. The coding region runs from base 223 to 864 and encodes 213 amino acids. The record is from RefSeq and is a predicted model, not a curated record.